CACAUCCAUCCAUAUUUGGGGCUAAGAGAAUUAAAACCCGGAGACAUGUUUGUUGGUCCCAACAUCAUUAAUCAAAGUGAAAGCAACGUAUUCUUCAAAAUCACGGGAUUUCCAUGACCAAACAUUGAAGAAUGAUAUCUCCAUAUUUUGUCUACAAUCAGUUUCGGCAAAGGAACAUAUUGAAUAGACUUACCUGCCUCUCCUGCUGAUCAUACGUGCUUGGCAGUCUCUAUCAAGCAAGACAGCCAUGCAAUUGCAAACAAAACCAAACACCCAAUAAAACGAGAAUGGGCGGUGUGGAAGAAGAAGAAGAAGGAGGAUAUAAUUUUUUUGGUCAAUUGUGUAAAUGGUCAUCCAAUUAUGGAUAUCGGGGUGCGGAACUUUGAUUCGUGAAAAAAUCGUGUCAUUCAAGUUUCGGAAUAGCUAAUACGAAGGUCGACAGAUUUCCGUUCCAAUCAGAGUUUUCAUUUGACUGGGCUUUAAAGAUUAAAGUGUCAGCUCAUCUUAGGGUGACGGUCAAAAUGCUGAGUACGCGACGUGUGAAGGCUCGUGGUCUCGUCGUGAUAACUACUUACAAGGACUAUGUGAAAUCUUAUGUUAACAAUUUUGGGUGUGUUUGACAACACGUUGCUUUUGGUGCUCAUUUAGCGACUAAAAUAUUUUUCUCGAUAAUAUUAAGAACGAGGUAAGCCAAUAAAAGAAGUUCAUGUAGUGACAACUGAGGGAUUAUAUAAAAUGUUGUUGAAUUUGAUACACAAAACAGAUCAUUUAAGUUCUCCUGUAUUUUCAUAAUAUUAUUAUUAUUAUGUGUCUUUUGGUGUUUUCACAAUACAAUAUUACAAUUCCAUUUUCUGGGAUGUCACCAUUACGAUUCCUACUAACUGUAUUUUGAUAUUCACACGUUAUAUUCUUACAAUCUCAUCUACAAACCUCGCAGUUUCUCUCUUGUACUUGCGCACUAUAUUAUCACCAAAACGAAACCUAAAAUAACUCGACCAACACGAAUAGCUACAAAUGUGUUGAGUUAUUCUAAACUUCAAUGACAAAUUCGUAAAACAUCAAAGUUUAAAUGACCAAUUUUGUUUCAGUAGCGAUUCAGAAUAUUUAUGGACUAUUCCUGUAAUUUACCCGAAAAAGAAGGAAAAAAAAAAAAGUUAAAAAACCACGCCACUUCAGAGCCCGUCUUUUCUGCUGGCCGGAAAUUAGUUCAAAAAUUUCCCUCCAAACUCCUCCAUUAUAGUCUCUCCGGUCCCCCAAAACUCUCACAUCUCUGCAAUCAAUUCCUUCGCCAAACCAAAUUCUUCGAUUUUAAAUUCUCCCGUCUUGGAAAUUCAAUCACCAUUCAUGACCACCACGAAUCCAGCCUCUUCAGUUUCUCCUCCCAGUAGUUCCUCCUUCCCGGCCGCCGCCAAAACCUCCGGCCAGGUUCCGCUGCGCAUUUCUGAUGUCCUGGCCCUUCCUCAGGACGACGAACCCGAGGAAGAUUCUUUCGAAACCCACCACCAGCGUCGCGAUUUGAGGAGUUUACUGAUGGGUGAAGAGGGUUUUUGCCAAGAAGAUCGUCGCCGGAUUUCUUACUGUUCGCCGCCACCGUGCCGUCUCGUCGCCCGGUGGAUGUCCUGGAUGAAGCGGGUGAAGAUCAAGGGAAUUUCGAGGAAGUGUUGCAAGAGAGAAAGUGGGGAUAGAGUGGAAGCGGAUGUGCAGCCUAGGUGUUUGACGAAUGGUCUCAACGACGUGGGUUGCAGGAACGAGGCCUGUUUCAACGCAGGGAUUGGAGCUUGUCUUCUGUACUUAGUUGCCGCGACGAGAAGCGAGCUCGAUAGGUUCAACGCAGCGCGAGUGGAAAUGGAGACGAUCCUACGGAAUACCAAACAACUGCAGCGGCGGCGGAGCGUGGAGCGACAUGGUGGUGAUGGUGAUGUUCUACUUGAGUUCUCAAUCAGAAAGUCUGUAGUAUUAGAAGAAGAAGAUCAUGAUGAUGAUGAGUGCGAGCCCGAAUUCCCCACAAAUUCGUAUGCCUUGCCAGCUGCUUCUCCUUCCUCUUCUUCCUCCUCCUCAACUGUGGUUUCAGGUAGCAAAACCCCGAAAAGGGAGGAGUUUCUGGAAGGCAUGGAACAGCUAGAGGCGGAACUCGAAGCUGAACUUGAACUCUUGCAGCUCCAAUUGGAUGGAGAUAAGUUGAUGGAACAGUCCCAACUCUUAAGGGUCAGGAAUGGAGAGGAAACCGAAUCUUCAAAAACCUACAGCAUGACCUCAUCCGAAGAAGAUGAGGAAGAAGAAGAGGAAGUGAUCGAUCCAGAGCAUAGGGAGGCAGAUGUUGAGUGGACUAGUGGCGUCCACCCUUAUGAAUUGGCAAGUAAGCUGCACGAAGUUCUGGAAGCAAGACAGCAAGAAGAGAUCAGAGAGCUGGAAGCCGCUCUGGAAUUGGUGAAGCGCAAGCUCGUGGAGAAAGAGUUGCAGGUUGCUUGGUGGAAAGCCGUGGCCAGAGGAAGAAAACUCAGUAUCAGUAGUUCACAGUAGGUACAGAGCUAGCAUCCAAAGGUUUGAGAGGAGCUGAGAGCAUCAUUCAGUUCACGAUUCUGUUCAACAAUUUUUGUCCAGCGAAGCUCCGGUCUCGUGAGCCAUAAAGGACCGAAUCCAUAUUCCAUGGCGAACCAGUUGAAUUGCAGACAAUUCUUUUUUAUUGUAGUCAUGUAUACAGAUUGCAGAGCUGAUUGGAUAAAAGUUUAGGGCGAGUUCCGGGGAGAGAUGCUGCUUGUGUCGGCAACUUUGACGUGUUCUUGGUUUCGGUUGAUAAUCUCUAAAUGGGGAGCGUAGGCGUUUUGUCUUUAUGAAUGUAAGCAUACAAUCGGCCCCAAUUUAAUAUGUUGAAAGAAAUUGGCAAAAAAUAUAUGCUUCUAAUCAAUCAUAUGAUUGACU
Linum trigynum is the source of this 2919-nucleotide messenger RNA. The record is from the annotation of a GenBank genome assembly. NCBI's taxonomy places the organism in Eukaryota, Viridiplantae, Streptophyta, Magnoliopsida, Malpighiales, Linaceae.